AUGUUUCCAUUUUUCUGUAGCCUCCCUUCGAAUUCUUUUGCAGAACAGAGUCGGAGGGAUGAUGUUGAAUCACUCGGGUAUGUACUUAUGUAUUUCAAUCGUGGUUCCUUGCCAUGGCAGGGCUUAAAGGCAGCAACGAAACGGCAGAAAUAUGACAAAAUUGCCGAAAAGAAAAUGAGCACGCCAGUUGAAGAGCUCUGCGCAGGAUACCCCGGCAAUUUUGACUUUUUUCAUAUUUGUAAAUUUUCAGAAGCUUUUGCUACUUAUCUAAAAUACUGCAAAUCUCUUGGGUUCGAGGAGCAGCCAGAUUACUCACACUUACGCCAAUUAUUUCGUAAUUUGUUUCAUCGCGAGGGUUACACUUAUGACUACGUUUUUGAUUGGAAUUUGUUCAGGUGA
Messenger RNA from Gongylonema pulchrum, 399 nucleotides. The record is from the annotation of a GenBank genome assembly. Lineage: Eukaryota; Metazoa; Nematoda; Chromadorea; Rhabditida; Gongylonematidae.